CCGGGCUCACGUGAUAAUGGACGAAACAAAACAGGAACAAAAUGGCUGCAACUGGAGAUGAAGCCGCAGCUAUGGACAGUAUUUCCAGGGACCCAGCAGCCGUCUCAGCGGGGUUAAUCGCGGCUGCUAGCGGCACGGCUGCGGCGGAACGCCCAGACGAUCCACCGGAAACCGCGUCGAGUGCGCCAAAGAAACCUGGAGCAAACAGCGAUGGAGGUGUGGAGACCGCGGAGGAGGCUGUGGAGCCCGCAGAGCCAGAUAUCAACGAGCUGUGCUCUGACAUGUUUGAGAAGAUGGCCAUUUUCCUGCAAGGGGAGCUAACAGCAACGUGUGAAGAUUACCUGCUGUUGGAGAACAUGAACAAGCUCACAAGCCUGAAAUACAUGGAAAUGAAGGACAUUAGUAUCAACAUAAGCCGGAAUCUGCAGGAUCUCAACAACAAGUAUGCGAGCCUACAGCCUUACCUGGAUCAAAUCAAUAAGAUCGAGGAGCAAGUGUCAUCCCUCGAACAGGCUGCAUACAAAUUGGAUGCAUACUCCAAGAAGCUGGAAGCCAGAUUCAAGAAACUGGAGAAGCGAUGAGGGACAGGAGACGAGGCAGACUGAGGGUUUCGGUUCCUUCUCGCCUUCUUCACCCAUCCCUGCCCUCCACUCUACUUACCAGUAGACUCAAGAGCGACAGGGGAGGAUGUGAACUGUGGCUGAAGCAAAAAUAAGAAACACUCCAGCGAAAGCAGGCGUCUUUAUACACUAAUACCACAGUGUUGGCUGUAAAUUUGACUCCAGCAUCACUGGUUUCUGUUCAUGCAACCAAGAUGUGCCACAUGUUUGUCCAACGGUUAGCCUCUCCUAAGUAAUAUCAGGAAGAUGUUCUUAUCAAAAAGUGAAGUAAAUGACACAUAUGUAGUUAAUUUACUUCUUAAAGCAUAUUUAAAGCUUAAUCAUGUCAGAAACCUUUUUAUUUUUUCAGGCAUUUCUUUUAUAAAAUGUUGGGCAAUAAUCUGAGUUUACUCUGCAUUAAUUAUUUUGUCAGGCAGUGUUCAUGAGACGCCAAACUGCUUAAACCUGAGGCUUGGUUUUAAUGUUGAGUUUAAAGACAAACUCCACAGUUUGUUUUAAAUUUGUAGCUCACACACAAUUCCUUAUAAAGUCAACAUCAUGUCAUGUUCUCCUGAAAACGCACCACUGAAAUAAAAUUUUCUUUGAAAUAAAGCCUAAUCCCACCACCGACAGCAGAUGGCAGUCUUGCA
Messenger RNA from Xiphophorus hellerii (green swordtail), 1249 nucleotides. It is a transcript of the gene bloc1s2, whose product is annotated as biogenesis of lysosomal organelles complex-1, subunit 2. Gene Ontology annotation, biological process: endosomal transport; lysosome localization. The record is from RefSeq and is a predicted model, not a curated record. NCBI's taxonomy places the organism in Eukaryota, Metazoa, Chordata, Actinopteri, Cyprinodontiformes, Poeciliidae. Gene Ontology annotation, cellular component: BLOC-1 complex; gamma-tubulin complex; BORC complex. The transcript is spliced from 5 exons. Gene Ontology annotation, molecular function: gamma-tubulin binding. Bases 42 to 581 code for a protein of 179 amino acids.